AUGGGUCGCAAUACCUAUCAAACGGACUCCGAAUUUAGUAGUGAGUCAGAAUCGAUAAAUACGGAAGCUUUAUUAACCCGAGGAAAAACACAUUUUAAUUCAUGUAAUUAUGAAAAAGCUCUUGCCAACCUUGAAGUGGUAUUAGAUAUAGAACAAAACCACGCAGAUGCAUUAAUUUAUCGUGGUAAAAUUUAUUACGUACUUAAAAAAUUUCAAGCUUCACUUGACGAUUUAAAUCAUGCCUUAGAAAUUGAUCCAUAUAAUGUUCAAGGAUUAAUUGCUCGAGGAAAUACUUUAUGGAUGUUAAAUGAAUAUGAUUUAUGUUUAAACGAUUUGGAUUCGGUCUUAAAGGUUGAUCCUAGAAAUGAAGAUGUUUAUAAAAUUCGAGGAAAAAUUCAUCGAAUUUUGGAUAAUUUUGAUGAAUCACUUAAUGAUUUAAAUAAAUGUUUAGAAUUAAAUUCGAAAUGCGCUUUCGCUUUAAGAUCUCGAGGAGAUGUUUAUCACAUGAUGGGACUUUUUACUGAAUCACUUGAAGAUUUGAAUCGAUCCUUACAAAUUGAACCCAAUAAUUUAUUUGCCUUAAAAACUCGCGGAGCUACUCAUUUCAUGUUAAAACGUUAUAGGCAAGCGUUAGAUGAUUUUAACAAAGUAGUAGAAAUGAUUCCUGAUGAUGAAUUUUCGAAAGAAUAUAAAGAAGCUAUCCGAAUGAAAUUAUUAGAUCACCUAUAUGAUUAA
Molecule: messenger RNA, 735 nt
Organism: Diversispora eburnea
Lineage: Eukaryota; Fungi; Glomeromycota; Glomeromycetes; Diversisporales; Diversisporaceae
Source: the annotation of a GenBank genome assembly